CAUUUAACUAAAAUUAAAUACAUUUAUUUUUAUUAAAAUUAAAUAUUUAAAAACAAAACAUGAAUUUCAAUAAAAUUUUCGUAUUCUUCGCCCUAAUUUUGGUGGCUGUUGUGGGUCAAAAUGAAGCUAAAUGGUUGAAAAAGUUUGGCAAGAGAAUUGAACGUGUGGGACAAAAUACCCGUGAUGCUACCAUAAAAACCAUUGGUGUUGCCCAACAGGCGGCAGAUGUGGCCGCCACUUUGAAGGGAUAAAUGAAUAAUGUUAAUUUAGAUUUUAAAGGCCU
Calliphora vicina (urban bluebottle blowfly) is the source of this 283-nucleotide messenger RNA. RefSeq names its product sarcotoxin-1D-like. Lineage: Eukaryota; Metazoa; Arthropoda; Insecta; Diptera; Calliphoridae. Gene Ontology annotation, cellular component: extracellular region. Bases 60 to 251 code for a protein of 63 amino acids. Gene Ontology annotation, biological process: defense response to Gram-positive bacterium; defense response to Gram-negative bacterium; antibacterial humoral response. The record is from RefSeq and is a predicted model, not a curated record. The transcript is spliced from 2 exons.